This is a messenger RNA of Perca fluviatilis (European perch), 2257 nucleotides long. It is a transcript of the gene prelid1a, whose product is annotated as PRELI domain containing 1a. The transcript is spliced from 6 exons. Gene Ontology annotation, cellular component: mitochondrial intermembrane space. Gene Ontology annotation, molecular function: phosphatidic acid transfer activity. The record is from RefSeq and is a predicted model, not a curated record. NCBI's taxonomy places the organism in Eukaryota, Metazoa, Chordata, Actinopteri, Perciformes, Percidae. Gene Ontology annotation, biological process: phospholipid transport. Bases 165 to 797 code for a protein of 210 amino acids.
GUUUGACCUUAUCACGUUUGACCAUGCGUUUGACAGACUGUCGGUGGCUUGCUGCCAUGGUGGCUGCACGGUGAAAUUCAUCCCGACAGGAGUAUAACAUGCAAAUACUUGUCUUUUGAGUGUUGUCGCCAUACAGGCUCUUGCCACAGUAAACGCAGGGAACAAUGGUGAAGUAUUUCUGCUGCGGAGGCUUGCUCAAAAGCAACUGGGACCAAGUUUGUGUUGCUUUCUGGCAACGAUAUCCCAACCCUUACAGUAACCAUGUUUUGACUGAGGACAUCAUUUUCCGGGAGGUUACUCCAACCAACUGCCUCAUUUCCAGACGUCUCUUGACCAAAACGAGCCGAGCGCCUCGCUGGAUGGAGCGGUACCUACCAAAGCACAUGGCCAGCUCGGCAUACAUCAUUGAGGACUCUAUUGUGGACCCUCAGAAAAGGACCAUGACCACACUCACAUGGAACAUCAGCCACGCUCGCCUCAUGUCCGUGGAAGAGCGGUGCAAGUACCAAAUUAACCCUGACAAUAGCAGCUGGACACAGAUAAAAAGAGAAGCUUGGAUCUCUUCCAAUAUCUAUGGGCUCUCCAGAGCUAUUCAGGAAUUUGGUCUUGCAAGGUUCAAGACCAGUGUUACAAAGACCAUGAAGGGCUUUGAAUAUGUGCUGGCCAAAAUGCAAGGUGAAACUCCGUCGAGAACUUUAGCGGAAACUGCUACGGAGCGAGCAAGAGAGACGGCACUGGCAGCUAAGGAGAAAGCCAAAGACCUCGCCUCACAGGCCCACAAGAAACAAUAUGUGUGAUGAGUUGAUGAUGAUAUAUAAGCGGUUCUUUUGCCACGGAUACUGCGACAGAUUUAUCUUUACCACCCCCGCUCCCCCCAGCAUUGGGGGUAAGACAAACUGAUCCCGGUCAUGGGUUAGACACCGGACCUCUAUGAGGAAGCCGCCAACUCAAAUGGUGGGUGGACCAUAUAAGGCCUGAGCUGGGUUCAAGAGCCUGUUCCAACCUCCUAGAAUAUAUUGUACCUUUGAUACUAGAUCAUCUCAGUAUUUACCAUGGAUAGAGAUCUUAGAGGAAUGCUUGAAUAUGGCUCUGGGUGCCAUAAAAUAAUAAUUGAUACUGUUCCUCCGACCUUUGUGCCCAUGAACGUUUACUUUUUACUCUGUUCCUUUCAGUAUGUCAUGUUAUUCUGUAAUAGCUUUGUAUUAUUAACCGCUUAGAUUAGCAUACCACAUAAGUAUCCAAUUAAUGCAAAUUCAUGUUUAUGAUUUACUGCAGUUAUAUGUUUUGUCACAAAUAAUAAGAGUUUAUCUUUUAGUUCAUUUCACCCAACCACACCUUAAUCAUCCUACCAAGACUGAUUGCUUCAAGUUGAAGUUCGUGGACUGAAGAAAGGUCCGUAUUGUUGACGGUCAUAGCUUGAUCAGAAAUACUUAGCAGUAAGAUGUGGUUGCAAUGGACAUAAGUGUCUUGGCCUAAAUUUAAAAUGCAUGUACACAGGCAAAAAUGUUACCUUGUCUAGUACAUUGAGCUUAGGUCUGAUACAACCCAUGCAACAAUGUGCUCUUACUACACUCACCUAAAGGAUUAUUAGGAACACCCUACUAAUACUGUGUUUGACCCCCUUUCGCCUUCAGAACUGCCUGAAUUCUUUGUGCCAUUGUUUCAACAAGGUGCUGGAAGCAUUCUUUAGAAAUGUUGGCCCAUAUUGAUAGGAUAGCAUCCUGCAGUUGAUGGACAUUUGUGGGAUGAACAUCCAGGGCACGAAGCUCCCGUUCCACCACAUCCCGAAGAUGUUCUAUUGGGUCGAGAUCUGGUGAUUGUGGGGACCAUUUUAGGACAGCGAACUCAUCGUCAUGUUCAAGAAACCAAUUUGAAAGGAUUCGACCUUUGUGACAUGGUGCAUUAUCCUGCUGCAAGUAGCCAUCAGAGGAUCCCAGUAACUGAGCAGAUUGUGAAAUACUCAGACCAGCCCGUCUGGCACCAACAACCACGCCACGCUCAGAGUUGCCUAGGUCACCUUUCUUUCCCAUUCUGACAGUUUGUCAGAAUUGGAGUCAGAAUCUCAGUUUGGAGUUCAGGAGAUUGUCUAGACAGGCACGACACCCCUAAAUGCAUUAAAGAAGCUGCCGUGUGAUUGGUGGAUUAGAUAAUUGCAUUAACGAGAAAUAUUACAAGUGUUCCUAAUAGUCCUUUAGGUGAGUGUAUAUCAAUUCAGUAUCAGCUUGUCAAUAAAUGGAGCGUUCCUUUGUAGCCAUCA